AUGUCUCCCUCCAAGUUAUCGAUGUCACCGGUAAAUGGUACUGAAUUGGUCGCUGUCAACGACUCGGUGGUGCCUGUGAGACGUGUCACCAAGCAGGCCCCUCACCCUUUGGUGAUGAUUCCCGGUCCAGUCGAGUUUACUGAUGAAGUUUUAGACGCUAUGAAAACGCCUCCUCAAGCUCACACUGGACCCGCAUUUACUAAAACCUUCUCCGAAGUGUUGCGGAAGGUGCGCUUGGUUUUUGGUAAUGAGAAGACUGCAGGUGGUCAAGGCAUCGUUGUCUCGGGGUCAGGCACUUUGGGUUGGGACUUCGCCGGGGCAAACUUGAUCACCAAGCCGGACUCCGAUAAGGUUCUUUGUGUAUCCACUGGUUUUUUCUCUGAUGGUAUGAUUGAAUGCUUGUCGAACUUUGUCGCUGACGAAAAUAAGCAAAUCACCGUAUUGGAAGCGGCUGUGGGUGAAACUGUUCCUCUUCACGACAUCAAAACUCAAUUACAAAAAGACAACUAUCGUCUCAUUGCCUUGACUCAAACCGACACGUCGACGGGGGUCUUGACGGAUAUCAAAGCUGUCGCGGAACUCGUUAAGCAAGUCUCGCCAGAAACCCUCAUUGUCGUGGAUGCUGUGUGCUCUGCUGGGGUAGAGGAAAUUCAAUUCGACAAUUGGGGUCUCGACUUCGUGUUGACUGCAUCGCAAAAAGCAAUGUCGACCCCAGCCGGGUUGCUGAUAAUGAUGGCCUCGCAAAGAGCCAUUGACCAUGCCUUGCUGGUGAAGCACAAGAAGCCGGUGUAUUGCUCGUUCAACAAAUGGUUGCCCAUCAUGGCUAACUACGAAGCUAACAAACCGCUGUACUUUGCUACUCCUUCAGUACAAUUGGUGACGGCGUUCAAUGUGUCUUUGAACCAAAUCUUGGGAAGUGACCCAAUCGUCGAUCCUGCGACGAAAAUCCCUAAGCUGUUGUUGCACCGGUUUGCCGUCCACAAAAACGUGGCUCGCUCGCUUCGGCAAGACCUCUUACAGCCUCAAUUUGGUUUGCGCCCAGUGUGUAACAAUAUCGACGAUUGUUGCAACGGCAUGACUGCAUUAUAUGUCCCUGAUGAUGUCAAGGUUCCUGACGUAUUGGCUUACGUCCUGAAAAACUUUGACAUUUCCUUGGCUGGUGGUAUCCAUCCCAAAAUUGCGUCGAAGUACAUCAGAAUUGGGCACAUGGGUAUUUCCGUGACUGGUCAACUGGCGGCGGAUGUUAAACGCACCGCAGCGGCUGUUAAGUUGGCCCUUCAGGCAGUGCUGCCCAAAGCUAAACUUUGA
Molecule: messenger RNA, 1308 nt
Organism: Diutina rugosa
Lineage: Eukaryota; Fungi; Ascomycota; Pichiomycetes; Serinales; Debaryomycetaceae
Product: pyridoxal-phosphate-dependent aminotransferase family protein
Exons: 1
Coding region: 1-1308 (435 amino acids)
Cellular component (GO): peroxisome
Molecular function (GO): L-serine:pyruvate transaminase activity; L-alanine:glyoxylate transaminase activity
Source: RefSeq, a predicted model, not a curated record